Homarus americanus (American lobster) is the source of this 3978-nucleotide messenger RNA. Its product is annotated as cyclic AMP-responsive element-binding protein 1-like. Lineage: Eukaryota; Metazoa; Arthropoda; Malacostraca; Decapoda; Nephropidae. The record is from RefSeq and is a predicted model, not a curated record. Gene Ontology annotation, biological process: regulation of transcription by RNA polymerase II. Bases 150 to 1250 code for a protein of 366 amino acids. Gene Ontology annotation, molecular function: protein binding; DNA-binding transcription factor activity, RNA polymerase II-specific; RNA polymerase II cis-regulatory region sequence-specific DNA binding. Gene Ontology annotation, cellular component: nucleus; transcription regulator complex. The transcript is spliced from 10 exons.
GGGCGGGGAGUCUCGGCCGUGACGCUGUGACGGAGCUCUGACGUGGACCCUGACGUAGACGCUCAUCUUCCAGUAGGAGUUCGAGUUAGCGUCCCCGACUGUCGACGUAACGGCCAGAUUCGUGGGAACAGCCUAGAUCGUCUCCCAGGAUGGCUUCAUACCAGCCACAGUCCCACACCUAUCUCCAGUGGGGAGGAAAUACAAUGCAGGUUGCUGAUCGUAACGUCCGCUUUGCCAUGGAGACUAUCAGGAUGGAGGGCGUGGAUGGCGGUGGGUCUGGAGGAGGCAGCGGAGGCAAUAGCAGCGACCCCUUGGCCACAGUAAGCAGCGAGGGAGGCGGUGGUGGAGGAUCUAUGCCUGCCGUGUCCACCGUCUAUGUCACCAUCCCCCAGGCCGCCAGCAUCGUCUCCGGGGGCUCCAAGGGCAUAUCGAGUGUGAUACAACAGCCACAACCAAGUGUCAUCCAAAGUACAGCCUUACAAGCUGUGCAACUUUCUACUAAAGGAAACGUGAUCCUUCUCAAACAGCCUUCACAGACUACCAACUCGGUUAUUCAGUCAGCAGGUGGAGGCACUCUGCAGACAGUACAGGUUUUGGAUGCAGGUGACGACCAAGACUCGUCACGUAAACGACAAAUCCUGGCUAGACGGCCAUCUUACCGUAAAAUUCUCAAUGAACUAGGUGGAGGUGAGAUAUCAGACAAAGGCGACGCAGGUAGUUCAGAUUCCUCCCAGGACGAACCGACGGGAACGGUAACCAUCGGGGGGCAGCAAUAUCAGACUGCAGGUUUGUUGAAAGUACUCCCAGCCGGCAGUCUGCAGCUAACCGGGCAGGGUAGCGACGGCCUCCAGACCAUCGCCAUGACCAACGCUACCACAGCUGGUGGAGCCAUCGUCCACUAUGCCCAAGGCUCAGACCCACAGUUUAUUGUUCCAGUGUCGGCAGGUGACCUGAGUGGCCUGAAGAUUGCUACAAGCGGUGGCACUGGCAUCGCACAAGGUGUGGUUUUAGCGACAACAGCUUCUACAGGCGUCCACGGAUCAAACGAUCAAAUGGCAGAGGAGGCAUCACGGAAGCGGGAGAUUCGGCUGAUGAAAAACAGGGACGCGGCAAAAGAGUGCCGAUGGAAGAAGAAAGAGUAUGUGAAAUGUCUGGAGAGCCGAGUUGCUGUGUUGGAGAACCAAAACAAAGCACUCAUAGAAGAACUAAAAUCCUUAAAAGAUUUGUACUGCCAACAAAAUACAGAAUAGUGUGUGUCAAAAAAUAUGAGAAUCACUGCUUGUGAUAAUGUGACCUGAAUUUUAAUUAUCAUUAUUAAACCAAUCCUAUACUUACGGUCAUCUUCCGAGAAGCUUUGACCCGUGAAGAGAAGUGUCCUUGUAGUGACGUAGCCCAAAGCUGUUGAGGAGAAGUGUCACAGCAACCACAGUAUAAAAGGCUGCACUAAUCCGGUGAUAUUAUUAAAAAUGUCAUUUAAUUAUUGUGUUUGUUGCUGCUGAAAAGUAUAUUAUAAUUGUCAUUUCUUGGAUUUUUUGCACUGCAUUUCACGUCGUUAAUGGUCAGCUACAUAAUAUUUAUGAGUAACUUCAUGGCCCUAUGAUUUGAAUUGUAUGUGAUAGUCCUGUUGGUUUUAAGAUCAGCUGUCCCAAGAUAACAUGGCAGUUUGAGUUUUAUCAUAUUCUGAAGAAUUAAAAUAAACUGAGAAGAAAUUAAAGAGGAAUAGCUGAGCUUAACAACCGAGGAACUGUAAGUUAUCAUCGUGUAUUCAUCAGAGUUUGUCUAUAUACCGGAUAAUGUAUGUCUUGAUAUUAUCUGGUCAAAUGGUACAGGAGUUCUUGAAGCAUUUCCCCUGUGUAACUGUGGCUAUCAUUUUUUUUUAACUUCAAGCAUAAAGAAAUUACAAAUUUUAUUAGGACGCCUUAAUAUUAACUGAAGUCUAGUGAUAAAACAUUUUUUUUUUUCCUUGUACGAACCUUUGCAUAUGUGAGUGUUCUGUUGCUAGUCAAUCACUGCGGUUGAGAAUCGCUGUUGUUUGUUUGUUUAAUCUCACGUUGCACAUUACACCUGGGGAUAUUGUUCAUCUUGUGUUGAAGAGACUGAGUAUAUGUUUUAUUAUUUAACCUCUUGUCUUGGAUUCAUUAUAGGGCCAAAUUAUCAAACAUUGUAAAUUUGUUAUAUAAACUUAUGUCAUGGAUUUGCUUCACUAUAGGGCCAAAUUUUCAAGUACUGUAACAUGUAGGAUGUGCUAUCAUUCAGCGUGUCAGUGAGAAGGUUUCCACGUAUCUCAAGAUGUGUUAAUCAGUUCAAAUUAGUUUACCAGAUAUGUUUAGAGAUUGAUUCAUUGUUAUAAAUGAAGUGACAAGGAAAGAAUUUUAUUUCUUUUCAUUAUUUUCUUUUCAUUAAUGUCUAGUGUCUAGAUAUGAAUGAUUAUCUGGUUUGUGAUCUUCAUUUUGGUCUUCUUUUAAUUUUUAAAACAUUAUUUGACAUACAUACAGACUUAAAAUUUGAUAUGCAUUUAUUAUUUAUUGAAAAUAAUUAAAAUAUUAGUUGAAUAAAACAGUAGAUACAAUUGGUUAAUAUGUUGAAAUGUGAUUGCUGUACUGGUGUGAAUAUGUCCCAAGUCUGCAGUACUUUAGUUAAUCAACUGACAAUUUGAGAGUUUUUACUACAUGGAUAUUUUAAUCUAUUGUAAUAUGAUGAUGAGGAUCAAAUGCCUUUUGUUUUAUAUGGACUAAUAUGAAAGAUCUCAUACAAUGAGCUCCUUGUGUCAAACUUUUUAUUUAUUUAUUUUUUUGUGUAGAACACUGAAACAAUUACCACCUGUAUUUUGUGACUGUAGCUUCAGAGUGAAAAUGUUUUAAGUCCUUCAUAGAUAUAUAUAAUUUCAAUUUCAAUUGUAUAUUCCUUGAAAGAGGAAGCGGGAUCCUAGUGCUGUCAAUAUAUAUAUAUAUAUAUAUAUAUAUAUAUAUAUAUAUAUAUAUAUAUAUAUAUAUAUAUAUAUAUAUAUAUAUAUAUAUAUAUAUAUAUAUAUAUAUAUAGUAGUAUAUCAGUUUCAUUCUCUUAAAGAUAAAUAGAUAAAAAUGGUUUACAGAUGUUUAUUUAAUAGUGUCCUUAAGUGUUGUUAGCUGAUUUGUUCUGACAAAUCACUCAUUUGAGAACAUUAUAUUUUGUAGUAAAUUUUUUGGCUUAUCCUUUUAAACUAUGAAGUUAAAACAUUUUGGUGCUGAAGCAACUUGGUGUGAUAAGGAAGAUCUAAUUCUUUUUUGUUAUGAAAAUUAAUGGGAUAAAUAGGACGUAUCUUCCCAAACAGAUGUAUUUUGUUUGACUAAAAUCUCGAACUGAUUGUUAGGUCAUCCCAGGUGUAACCAAAGUGAUCAGUUUAAUGUGACGCAGUGCAAUGUUUUGUAGGACCCUUCUGUAACACAAGGAGAUGAGUAUUACUGUAUUUAUAUACCAUUGGCUGGAAAAUAAUUGUUAGAGUUGAUAUACAGUACCUGGUGUUUUGCCUUGCCUGCAGGCAAACACUGGGGCAGACUCCUGUUAACUGUAUUUAAUAUCAUGUUUAAUAUAUUGUGCAGUUAGCAUCUUGCACCUAAGUUAACUGUUCUUGGUUAUAUAUAAUUCCAUCCUUGGACAGUCAUUUUCUUAAAGUAGCCAAUGCUGAAAUGCCAAACUGAGUUUCAAUUUUUUUUUUUUUAUUAUGUCAAGCAGAAUACUUGUUUAAAUUAACAUACAGUAUUUUGAUACUUGCUAUUCUUACAUAUGUUUUCUAAUAACGUCAAGUGUACUAUCAUAUGUUUAUUUAGCAAUGGUAUUUUAAAAAAUGAUUGCUACAAGAGUGGCUUUAAUUUUGUGGACAUGAAUAUACAAUUUUAUGUAAAUAUACACUUAAUGUUUGGCCAUGUAAAUGUGCCCCAAACAUAAAUGCCUACCAGAAUGAGAGAUAAGUAUUUUUGAAGAUUAAACUGUUGUUGAAUA